CGCUCGGCUCUUGCUUGAAGUUCCGAUUACGACCCGCCCACAGUGUGACGUCACCGGGUCACCGGGGGGGCGGGGCGAAGUGCGCGCGUGCGGCUCUUGAGAGCCAAAGCCGGGUGCUGAAGAAUGGCUUUGGUCAAGCAAACGUUUGGUAGACUCCUGCUUGGGAUAUGGAGACCGUCUGCCUUCACUCAGCACCUUAGGGACUUUUCUCUCGGAGCAACAAGCUUGGUUAAGUCGCAUUAUUCACCGGUGCCACAGAAGGUCGAUCGGUGGACUGAGAAGCGGGCGUUGUUCGGCAUCUAUGACAACGUUGGCAUCCUCGGAGACUUCAAGAUGCACCCGAAGGAGCUGAUCAGCGGACCCGCGUGGCUGCGCGGCUGGAGGGGCAACGAGCUGCAGCGCUGCAUCCGCCGGAUGAGAUGGGUCGGCAGCCGCAUGUUCGAGGAGGAUAGGCACAACCUGAAGAAGCGCAUUCGCUUCCUGUACAAGCGCUUCAACCGCUACGGCAAGCACCGCUGAGGACGACGCUGCCGGGUGUUGCACUGUCGUCUGUUGGGUCGCCGCCUCGUUCGACAGUCGCCCGACAGUGGGAGUUUUUUUGCGAGCGGCGAUCUGAAGGGAUUGUUCAGCGACAGCGCGUUGGGAGUUUUUUCGUCUCUGUACAUAGGUGCGUUAACGCGCCCUGCGUUGACAUAAUAACCUGGCUUUGUGAAAUGAAACAAUUUACAGUACUCUCCUGCUCGCGUGGUUAUACUGGACGCUCGGAGAUUCAUUUGUGGGUUUGAUUUUUGAUUGUUUAAUGCGAGGAUUAUACAGCCGCAACUUUUUAUGCCUUAAUUGGCUUGAGUUGCGUUCGUUGUCCGUGGUAGGAAUUGUACAGUGAUCGAGUAUCAGCAUCGUAUGUGCCAUUCCCACUUAAUCAGGCACGAUGUAAGUGUUCAAUGCAGUACAAUUCAAAUUGGUAUAUAUAAUGAACAUUCAAAAACAGAUGGUCACUUGAAUUAAAAUCUCAAAUAAAAAUCACUCUUGUGGCUGCAUACCUCGGCUUUGUGUGACAGAAUGUCCAAAGCAAGUUUUGAAGUGUAAUUAAAAUUAUUUUAUUGUUCUUGUCAGGGACACAUUGUUGAUGUUGCUUCUGGACGUUCUUAGUACAAUGUUGCGUUCGGCGAUAUCUCUUGAUUGCUCCUGAUUUAACUUUGUUAAUGGAGCUUUGAACUCAUUGAACACAACCUGGGUAAUUGUUUGCAAAAUGUAGAGCUUCUUACAUUUUUCGUUACAUUCAUUUUCACUGCCCUCGCAUUUGAAUGUGGCAUACGUGCAGUAAUAAGGUUAUGUUGGUCAAAGGCAUGAUUUAACCUCCCUCCCUGAGUGUUGGUGAAGUCACUGAUGUCAAGGGUUAACAUUUAAUGCGAAAUUCCAUUUCUAAAAAAAGUGACCACAACCAAUAGUUAUAAGGUAGGGUGUAGGGGGAGUUUAUAAAGGAAACAAAAUAAUAAAUCCCUCGACAUUUAGUUGCCCCGUGAAAUACCGACGCAGCUCUUGUCAAGCAGGCCGUUAUGUGCCCUGUUCCAACAUGUCUUUGUCACCGUCUUGAUUAUUUUCAUACGAACAGAAUACGUGCAUAUUUGCAUUCUUUAACUGAGCAACUUUCACUUUUUUAAAGGUUAACUUGGGGUUUAAAUGUGUCGGCCUAAUUGUAAGCAAGACGUAUAAACAACGAUUAUUUAUUUUUGGCAGGGUUCAUAUUUGGGCAAAACUUCCUUUAUUAUUCCCUCGUAAUGCAAUGUAGCCGAAAAUGUAACUGUUGAUGAGUUAAUGCUCUCUUAUAUAUACUGUAUGCAGUCCACGUACAUUUUGAUAUGACUGUAAUGCAUAUAUAUUCAUGCAUAUGAGAAAUAAACUGACGAUUGACAUUUUAUUGACAGCACGGUUUAAACUUCAUUUCAGUUAACAUCAGCCCACGUGCUUAACAUUCCCGUAAAAAAGAUAUAUCUCAGAGUUGUUGGAAUUUUAAACAUGAAUGCAUUUUUUUACAUGGCAUAUAUGUGUAAAUACUUGAUAAUGCGCUACACUGCCAUUUGUUUUUUAUUAUUACUUGGCUUAUUUCGGGAAUGUUUUGGGAAAAGGACUGCAUCUGGCCACUGUUUGCCAUCCGUGGCAUGCAACAAUUUCCAAUCAACAGUUUAUUUUUAGCGAGUGAGUUGGCCGCUUUUUCAUGUUACCGGAAUGUUAAUCAGUCGUGGCGUGACAACAUGUGAGUAAAAAAAACUUGUUUUUUUUUAAACAGUGUGACUCUUAAAGCACGUACAUCGUUCCAAAUUUUGAAUUAAAAAACUAUGUUAUAUUGUUGCUCGCACGGUCCAUAUGUGCUCCUGUACUGCAACAUUGAUCACGCCCCAAAUGUCUUGCACACGCUCUCAUUUGCAUUCCUUGCCAGCUUGCAGCCUCGCAACCGGCAAGAUGGAUCGCUGUCCUAAAUGCAGCCGUAUAAUCGAGUGGUCAGCAAUGCUGAGUGGUCAGCAAUGCUGACCACUCAGCCAGAGACCGCUCGGCCAGUUUACUUGAGUUUUACGGUUCAAACGGUGCCCCCACUCGGACUUGCAUGGUUGCGUUAACAAAAUCGCGUUGUCUGCUGUCACGUGAAUGCCCACGUUCUUAUCUGCAAGACUAUAACGUUGUCUCCUGCCAUCUUGACAAAUCCUAAAGUAAAAUAACAACUACGAGUUCUGUAAAUUAAAUAACGAUCAGUUUUCUGUGUGUAUGCUCAAAUCUCCCAGUGCACUGAACACAACACACACAACUGAGAGCUCUUGCUAAAUUAACUGACGAUUUUUCAGACUCGCAAUUGCUUUUAAAUUCCAGAUGCUUUUGGGUUCCCAAAUUCUGACCACAUUUUGUGUCAACGGAAAUAAAUAAUGAGUCCAACCCCACCGAAAGAAGUGUUAAGGAGAAUGUAAUGAAGCUGCUCCUAAACUGCUGUUGCUAGCACUCCCCGAGAUGUAUUUCCACCAGGGGUGUUAAGAUUGAUCUGGUUAAGGUCUGGUGACACAUAAAGCAUUUUGGCACAACGCGAUGCUGGUAACGUACACCCAGCAACAUGCUGUACAUGGAUAGAGGGCCUUUUUUUACGGAGGCAUUGAGAACCAGUCCAAAGUUUGCAAAUUCCCUGUGUCGGCUAUGCAUUGUACAGGUGAUUAGCAAGGCUUGUGUGUGGUUUGAUCAAGUUUUUUAGACGUGGAAAAUUUACACUCCAAAAACCAGGUCAUUUUGCCCCUUCUAAUCCACAGCACUAGUAAUUGCCUGGGGAUUUCUCUACUCUGGGUAUAUUUUAGUCAGUGAUCUAAAAAAAGGAAUGUCCAAUUUGCUCAGAUAAUUGGAAUUCUACUGAAACAAGUUGAGUGCCAGUCCAUUUCAACAUGUCUAGCUUCUAUGAUCCAACUCAAGGUGGAUGAGACCUUGCAAAAGUUUUCCCGUUCAACGUUUCCUUUGUCCCCACACAGCGGAGAGGUGGGAACUUGAUAGUUGUUAACUCGACAGUUAACUCGAUAGUUGUUAACUCGAUAGGUGAGUCGCUUAUAGUUGGACGGGUAUUUUUUUAGGUAUGCCCCAUUGCUUGCAGACCCAAUUUAGCUCGCGUAACAAAGGAGGCGUAAGACAUCUUGUGAAAAGAAAAGGGCAUUUGCCUGCAAUAGCGUGAGAACUGCGUACAGGACGUUCAUCUUUCUCGAUUAACUUGUACUUGGGCAAAAUUAGAUGCAUUACCAAAGCUCUGUACAUCUCAUGUUGGAAUAAACUGUUCCAUGGCAUAUGAGGCUAAUGGUUGAUUUUUCCACGUUUGAUUUACAAUAUUUAGUCUUGGGGUGGGUGAAUUCUAGAUUUUUUUCUUUGCUUUUAAUGUGCAUACUAAAAUGUUAAUUUAGAUGCUCUGCUCUACAGAUGGCAUUACACAAAGCUGUACAUUAUUAAGAAGUAGAUGGGUUCUUAAGCAACCAACAAAAUGUUUUAUUUCCCCUCAUUAUAUACAAGAUGCCUUUAUGCGUGCCACGAUAUACAACACUGAAGUUUAAAUCCAUUGUGAAAACAAAGCGUUUAGGAUAAUUUAAUGAUUGUUUUGGUUGGCCGUGUUUCAGUUGUGAAAAAGUACCAGUCAUGCUUGUGGGAUGGGUGUGUGUUUUUUUUAAAUGAGCUGUCAAUAACUGAAAGCUUCCCUGCUGAAAAAGAGCAAACCCGGUUUGACAGGAAAGCAACUCUGGCAUCCAACAUCACCACUUCACGAAUGACUUUGUCCUUCCAUAGUAGCCAGAGAUGUGUCAUCAUCAUCAACAGCCAUUGUCGAUCCACUGCUGGAUGAAGACCUCCGCCAAAUCGCGACCACCUCUCUCACACAGUGCUGCCAUGAAAUAAUCCACCCAGCACUCGCGCAUGACCUGUCUUCGUUACUCCAUCUCCUCAACGGACGAAUCUCGAGGCUUGGCUACGACUUCGUUGUAAUUCUUGGCGAUCGGUGAUCUUCCCUUCCAGCCAUGAUGUGUCCUGCUGAAGUCCAAUUUUGCUCACAGUUUGACGUUAUUAACCUGCGUGCUCCAUAUUAUUUCAAUCAUGUAUCUGUCCAUGCUUUGUGCACUUCCAUUUUCGUUUGAUGUGUUUCUUGACUGACCGUGUUUCAUAAAGCAUAUAUCAUAACAGGUAGUAUGCAAAGAGUAAAUGGGAGAUAGAUGCUUUGUCUUAUUUCCUUGCAAGUAAUCAUAGGCCAAGCAAGUCAUGAAGUUGCUGCUUCAGUGAACAUACACGUAAACUACCAGGUAAAUCAAGAACAGCCUUUUUUAAUUAUCAUUGUUUAGCCAACCUUAAGGGGGGGGGGGCAUAACUGGGCCAAGGGUCAGAGGCAGGGAUCAGUCGGGAAGCUCCUGGAACCUGCAUGAGAGUUCUAGAAGGGGGGCGUGGCCAGAGGCGGGGCUUGGCCACACUGAGGAGUAUAAAAGGGGGAGGUAACCGGAGGUUCGGGGCUGUCGUGGCGGUUCGGGUCCUGGCUGCCGUCGCUGUCUUCGCCGUCAUCUCUUCAUCAUCGCCCGGCCGCGUGGCCGAUCCGCUGUACGGUCCCCAUCGUCGUCGCUGUAUUAGUCAGCCAGCUGUAUAGUUAGACGCUGGCGAUGUGGCUGUAUGAGGGGGUCAGCUCUACGUAGCCCAGUGUAUAUGUCGCUCAGUGACUGCCUGUAAAGUGUGAUAAAUAAACAAGGAGC
This is a messenger RNA of Petromyzon marinus (sea lamprey), 5240 nucleotides long. It is a transcript of the gene MRPL51, whose product is annotated as mitochondrial ribosomal protein L51. Gene Ontology annotation, cellular component: mitochondrial large ribosomal subunit. Gene Ontology annotation, biological process: translation. NCBI's taxonomy places the organism in Eukaryota, Metazoa, Chordata, Hyperoartia, Petromyzontiformes, Petromyzontidae. The record is from RefSeq and is a predicted model, not a curated record. Gene Ontology annotation, molecular function: structural constituent of ribosome.